This is a messenger RNA of Salvia miltiorrhiza (redroot sage), 929 nucleotides long. RefSeq names its product ER membrane protein complex subunit 8/9 homolog. The record is from RefSeq and is a predicted model, not a curated record. Bases 142 to 747 code for a protein of 201 amino acids. Gene Ontology annotation, cellular component: EMC complex. Lineage: Eukaryota; Viridiplantae; Streptophyta; Magnoliopsida; Lamiales; Lamiaceae. The transcript is spliced from 5 exons.
CCUUAUGGGCUUGCUUUACACGAAUAGAAGAAAGAAACAGGAAAAACAGAAGAUAAAGAAAGAAAAGGCAAGCCCUAAUCCCAAUUUGGUUUAUGCGACUCAGAAUCUCACCGGAAUUGAAUUGAUUGGGCUGAGAGAAUCAUGGGUGGUGAAUCGCGGUACGAGAUCCACCAGACCGCCUACAUUAAGCUGGUCCUCCACGCCCUAAAGCACCGGACCUCCGCCGUCAAUGCCGUCCUCCUUGGCCGCUCGGCCGCCGCCGGAGUCGAGAUCGUUGACUCCGUUCCCCUCUUCCACUCGCAGAUCGGUCUCCUUCCCCCACUUGAAAUCGCGCUCAUUAUGAUAGAGGAGUAUUAUGAAGAAAAAGGCUUGAGCAUCGUGGGCUACUUUCAUGCUAAUGAGAGAUACGAUGAUUUUGAACUCGGGAGUGUCGCUAAGAACAUUGGAGAUCACAUAACUCGGUAUUUUCCUCAGGCGGCUGUGCUUUUGCUGGAUAAUAAGAAGCUCGAAUCUUUACAAAAGGGGAAAGACCGAAGUCCAGUUGUGCAGCUUUAUAACAAGGAUGCAUCUAGUAGUUGGAAGCUAGUCGGUUCUGAUGCAAGCAGCCAGCUCGCUCUCAAGGAGCCUUCGGCUAAUGUAGUUCUUUUGGACUACAUCUCAUCUGAAAAAUGGAAAGACAUCACAGAUUUUGAUGACCACCUGGAUGACAUCAGCAAGGAUUGGCUGAACUCCAAACUUUUCAAUUAAGCUUUCAGAAGUUUCAAGAUUAUGUACACUAACUUCAACUUUCUGCUCGAUGCCCUUCACUUGGUGGUUGUCGAGUUUUGUAAGACCGCUUGCUUAUAUGUAUGUCUUGAUGGUUAAAUUUUUGAGAUUUACCAUGUCUGGUUUAGAUAUGAAAAUGAGUCGAAUAAUUUUGAUUUGAUUCA